Molecule: messenger RNA, 3995 nt
Organism: Raphanus sativus (radish)
Lineage: Eukaryota; Viridiplantae; Streptophyta; Magnoliopsida; Brassicales; Brassicaceae
Product: ABC transporter B family member 22-like
Exons: 7
Coding region: 132-3938 (1268 amino acids)
Biological process (GO): transmembrane transport
Cellular component (GO): membrane
Molecular function (GO): ABC-type transporter activity; ATP hydrolysis activity; ATP binding
Source: RefSeq, a predicted model, not a curated record
ACCACAACACUACACAAAAAGGAACCUUUUUCCUAAAAAAGGCUGUGAGCUAUCGUUUCCUUAAGGUUCAGGUGUCGUUUAGGUCUUUUAUCUCGAACAGUUUAGAAGAGACGGAACAGGAGAAGGUCAAAAUGAAGAUUUGGGGAAGCAUAAGAUUGAUGUUUAUGAACGCGGACGGUGUGGACUGGAUGUUGAUGGGAUUAGGAUUAAUAGGAGCCAUUGGUGAUGGCUUCAUCACUCCUAUUAUGUUUUUCAUCACCGGCUUACUACUGAAUGACAUAGGUGGUUCUUUCAAUGAUGUAACCUUCAUGAAAGCCGUCACCAAGAAUGCUGUAGCUAUGCUUUCUGUGGCUGGUGCAUCUUGGGUGGUCUGUUUCCUCGAAGGAUAUUGCUGGACAAGAACAGGGGAGAGACAAGCAGCAAGAAUGAGAGAAAGAUACUUGAAAGCAGUGUUGAGACAAGAUGUGGUUUACUUUGAUCUUCAUGUGACAAGCACUUCUGAUAUUACGAAAAGUGUUUUCAGUGACAGCCUCGUCAUCCAAGACGUCCUCAGUGAAAAGUUACCGAACUUUUUGAUGAGUGCAUCUGCGUUUGUCGCAAGCUACAUAGUGGGUUUCAUCACGCUGUGGAGACUCACAAUCAUAGGCUUCCCGUUCAUCGUUCUCCUCUUGAUCCCUGGACUGAUGUACGGACGAGCCGUCAUCAGCAUCACAAGAAAAAUACGGGAAGAGUACAACGAAGCUGGAUCUAUUGCAAAGCAAGCCAUCUCUUCGGUGCGAACCGUCUACGCAUUUGGCAGUGAGACUAAGUUGAUUGCUAAAUUCUCAGCUGCCCUUCAGGGCUCAGUGAAACUAGGGCUGAGACAAGGGCUAGUUAAGGGAAUCACCCUCGGAAGCAAUGGUAUCAUCUACGCCAUUUGGGGGUUCAUGACUUGGUACGGAAGUCGGAUGGUUAUGUACCAAGGCGCCAAAGGCGGUAACAUCUUUGCAGUCAUUAUGUGCGUUACCUCUGGCGGCAUAUCACUUGGUCGAGGUUUGUCGAAUCUCAAAUAUUUUUCAGAGGUGGUCGUGACAGGGGAAAGGAUUACCAAAGUGAUAAAAAGAGUUCCGGAUAUUGAUUCGGACAACUUGGAAGGUCAAAUACUAGAGAACUUCAAAGGAGAAGUCCACUUUAACCAUGUGAAAUUCAUGUACCCCUCUAGACCUGAAACCCCAAUCUUUGAGGAUUUAUGUUUGAGAAUUCCAUCUGGAAAAACUGUGGCUCUGGUUGGUGGAAGCGGGUCGGGAAAAUCAACUGUGAUAUCACUUUUGCAGAGGUUCUAUGACCCAGUCGCAGGAGAGGUUCUCAUUGAUGAUGUGCCCAUUAAUAAGCUGCAGGUGAAGUGGUUGAGGUCGCAAAUGGGUCUAGUCAGCCAAGAGCCAGUGCUCUUCGGCACAUCUAUAAGGCAAAACAUUUUAUUUGGUAAAGAAGAUGCGUCUAUGGAUGAAGUAAUGGAAGCUGCAAAGGCCUCAAAUGCUCAUGCUUUUAUCUCUCAGUUCCCUCAUGGUUGCAAUACCCAGGUUGGAGAGAGAGGAGUGGUAAUGUCAGGAGGUCAGAAGCAGAGGAUCGCAAUUGCACGUGCGAUAGUCAAAUCACCAAAAAUUCUCCUUUUAGACGAGGCAACAAGUGCACUGGACUCAGAAUCAGAGAGGGUAGUCCAAGAAGCCUUGUACAAUGCCUCUGCUGGCCGUACAACUAUUGUUAUAGCACACCGCCUCUCUACUAUACGUAAUGCUGAUGUUAUUUGUGUAGUCCAUAAUGGUCGCAUUGUAGAAACUGGAUCACAUGAAGAGCUCAUGGAGAAUUUGGAUGGUCACUAUACUUCUCUAGUUCGCUUGCAACAGAUGGAGAAUGAAGAAUCCGAUGGCCGCAUUGUAGAAACUGGAUCACAUGAAGAGCUCAUGGAGAAUUUGGACGGUCACUAUACUUCUCUAGUUCGCUUGCAACAGAUGGAGAAUGAAGAAUCUGAUGUUAACAUCAGCGUAAGGGUGCAAGGGGGUCAAUUAUCGAUUUUGAGAAAAUAUUUGAAGUAUAGUCCAAAACUUUCUUUUAUCGAUAGCAGGUCUAACUGGUUAACUAAUUCAAGCGAUGAUUCGAUUCUUUCUGGUUCGAUGCAUAAGGAUAAGAAGACGCAUGUACCAUCGUUUAAGAGAUUGAUGAAAAUGAAUAGACCAGAAUGGAAACAUGCACUGUCUGGUUGCUUAAGUGCAGCUUUAUAUGGGGCCGUACAACCACUAAACGCAUAUGUAGUGGGAUCGAUGGUGUCAAUGUAUUUCCUAACGAGUCAUGACGAGAUCAGGGAGAGAACAAGAAUCUACGUGUUGGUUUUUGUUGGUCUAGCUCUGUUUGUUUUCUUGACUAAUAUCGUUCAACAUUAUAGUUUUGCUUACAUGAGCGAAAACCUAACAAAACGUAUCCAAGAAAAGAUGCUCACAAAGAUGUUGACCUUUGAACUCAAUUGGUUCGAUGAAGGCGAGAACUCCGGUGGUGCAGCUUGCUCAAGACUUGCAAAAGAAGCUAACUUGGUGAGGACACUGAUUGGUGAACGGGUGUCAUUUUUGGUACAAACCAUAUCGGGAGUGGCUAUAGCUUGCGCACUUGGUUUGGUCAUCGCUUGGCGAUUAGCCAUUGUGAUGAUUGCGGUGCAACCACUUGUUGUUGUGUGUUUCUACACUCAACGCUUUCUGCUCAAAAGCAUGUCCAAGAAAGCAACUAAAGCCCAAGACGAGAGUUGCAAACUGGCCACAGAAGCUGUCUCCAAUAUUCGAACCAUCAUAGCUUUCUCGUCACAGGAACGGAUUCUGAAAUUACUCGAUAUGGUCCAAGACGGUCCGCGGAGAGAAAGUGUUCGCCAAUCGUGGCUAGCAGGAAUUGUGUUGGGGACUUCGCGAAGCCUUUUAGCGUGCACUACGGUUUUGAAUUACUGGUAUGGUGGAAGGCUAAUAGCAUAUGGAAAAAUCGUGGCAAAAGCAUUCUUUGAGAUGUUUAUGAUCUUCGUGAGUACGGGCAAGGCUAUUGCAGACGCUGGGACCAUGACUACCGAUCUAGCCAAGGGCUCGGAUGCAGUUGAAUCUGUGUUUGCAGUGUUGGAUCGAUGUACAACCAUUGAGCCGGAGGAUCCAAAUGGGUAUCUUCCGGAAAAGAUAAAGGGACUAAUCAGCUUUGUCAAUGUGGACUUUGCUUACCCCACUCGACCAAAUGUGGUAAUAUUCAAGGACUUUUCCAUUGAGAUAGAGGAAGGAAAGUCGACAGCUAUUGUAGGUCCGAGUGGUUCAGGUAAGUCGACAAUAAUUAGUUUGAUCGAGCGGUUCUACGACCCUUUAAAGGGUUCUGUGAGAAUCGAUGGCCGUGAUCUGAAGUCGUAUAAUUUGAGGUCUCUUCGUCAACACAUAGCUUUGGUUAGCCAAGAGCCAGCUUUAUUCGCCGGGACUAUCCGAGAAAAUAUCAUGUACGGAGGAGGAGCAUCUGAAAACAUCGACGAGUCGGAGAUCAUCGAGGCGGCAAAGGCAGCAAAUGCUCACGAAUUCAUCACAUCACUAUCGAACGGCUACGACACAAACUGCGGAGACAGAGGAGUACAGCUAUCGGGUGGGCAGAAACAGAGGAUCGCGAUAGCUCGUGCGGUUUUGAAGAACCCGUCCGUGCUGCUCCUCGAUGAAGCAACGAGUGCUUUGGACAGCCAGUCUGAGCGCGUGGUCCAGGACGCACUCGUGCGAGUGAUGGUGGGGAGGACGAGCGUAGUGAUCGCGCAUAGGCUUAGCACGAUCCAGAACUACAACGUGAUCGCGGUUUUGGACAAAGGGAAAGUAGUUGAACGUGGAAACCACUCGUCCUUGUUGGCAAAGGGUCCCACGGGAGCUUACUUCUCAUUGGUCAAUCUCCAAAGAAAUCUCUUUUGACUGUCAAGAUGCCGUUUUGCUUUUUCUCAAAAACAGAAAGAAGAUAAAGUAAAGAAA